ACGUUUUUGUACAGUAACAGAGUUCGAUUGAAGCUUCGCAUCGCAUUCAUUGUUUUACAGAAGGAAGAGGGAAGAGAGAUGUGUGGGGGAGCUAGAAUCUCGGACUUCGUUCCGGCGAGCGGAGGUCGCCGCCGACUCUCCGCCAUUUCUCGGCGCUCUGAGUCCAAGAAGAGCUAUUGCGACAAGGUUACGAGUUACAGGUUUAGGUCUUUGAGCUCCGAGAUUUAUGGCCAAGAUGAAGAUUUCGAGGCUGCUUUCAGGGAAUUCAAGGACGACUCUGAUCUUGACUAUGCUGAUGUUGACAAAGAUGGAGAAGAAGAACAUGAAGAAGAAUUGGGGUUUCGCUCAUCUGGGUUUUCUCACAAAGCUCCUUUUUCUCUUGUUACUGGAGGCUCAAAAGUUGAUUCUGUGGAACCUGUUGGGUCUGUAGGUUCAAAAGUUGUCAAGUCUGUGGAACCGGCUAAGUCUGCAGUUAAAUCUGUAAAGAUGAAGAGGAAAAGCCAAUAUCGAGGAAUUAGAAUGCGGCCAUGGGGGAAAUGGGCAGCUGAAAUCAGAGACCCAAAAAAGGGGGUUAGGGUUUGGCUUGGAAGCUUUAAUACGCCUGAGGAAGCUGCAAGGGCUUAUGAUGCUGAAGCACACAAGAUAAGGGGUGAUAAGGCUAAGCUGAAUUUCCCUGAAGUUACUCAACGGACUGAUCAAGGGCUCUCCACAAAGCCAAGUUCCAAGAAAUCUCGCUCCAAGUCUAAAUCCUCUGAGAGAUUGAGUCUAAACCAUGAUAGCAACUCAGUGAAUUGUUCUGUUUUCAAAUUUCAAAGUGCUGUGGGAAUUCCUGAAGAUAAUACUUCAAUAUGGACGUUGAAGCACAUGGACUCAUUUCCUGCUACUGAGGAUGCAAUUCAGCCGAAACCAUAUGUUCCUUCUGAUGGGGGCACCGCUUGUUUUAGUUCAGAACAAGGGAGCAAUACCUUGCACUGCUCUGGUUUUGGUUGGGGAGAUUAUGAAGAGAGAAGUCCAGAGAUCUCAUCAGUAGCAUCAAACAUUGGAAAAUUUGAAGAAGCUGCAAUUGCUGGAGGCGACAACCAACCAAAGAAGAAAGUGAAGAUUGACGACACCAAGGAUGUGGUGCCGGAAGAGCUCUCUCAUUUUGAUCCCCCAAUGUCCUCACCAAUUCCUUGUUUAGAAGGUAGUUGGGAUACAAUUUUUUGGGAGCUUGAUGGAUCUCUGGAGUUUUUACGAGAAUCCUGUGUUUGAGGGCACUUGGUGAGAAAAACCCUGCUUUGUGACGGACUGACGGAUGGUGUGCGGUGUGAAUCCUUUAGAUUGGGAGAUACACAGCUCCGUCGUACACUGGCUACAGUGAAGAUGGAGGGCAUAAUAAGAGAGAAUGAGGUCGGAUUGGGAAGAACUUCACAGUUCCUGUUUUGAAGUGAAACAACUUGCAACUGUAUGUUUUACACGUUAUUACAUUACAGCUCUAUUAUUAUCUUGUGAUGGUGGGAUUUUAUUGUUA
Tripterygium wilfordii is the source of this 1510-nucleotide messenger RNA. RefSeq names its product ethylene-responsive transcription factor RAP2-12-like. NCBI's taxonomy places the organism in Eukaryota, Viridiplantae, Streptophyta, Magnoliopsida, Celastrales, Celastraceae. Bases 79 to 1251 code for a protein of 390 amino acids. The record is from RefSeq and is a predicted model, not a curated record. The transcript is spliced from 2 exons. Gene Ontology annotation, molecular function: DNA binding; DNA-binding transcription factor activity. Gene Ontology annotation, biological process: regulation of DNA-templated transcription; ethylene-activated signaling pathway.